This is a messenger RNA of Drosophila grimshawi, 1119 nucleotides long. RefSeq names its product ribokinase. Lineage: Eukaryota; Metazoa; Arthropoda; Insecta; Diptera; Drosophilidae. Gene Ontology annotation, biological process: D-ribose metabolic process. The coding region runs from base 118 to 1038 and encodes 306 amino acids. Gene Ontology annotation, molecular function: ribokinase activity. The record is from RefSeq and is a predicted model, not a curated record. The transcript has 3 exons.
CAUAAUGGCAUCAGUUGCUGUUGCUGUUGAUAAGCCGCCGGCACUGCACUUCAACUUUUUGCGAAUUAUCUACAUAAGAUAAGCGCACACUAAAAUAUAUUACAAACAAAACGCAAAAUGAGCGAGUCGCCGGAGGUGCUAGUCUUUGGCUCGGCCAUUAUAGAUUUCAUCUGUUACACGCCCCGCCUGCCGAAGGCAGGCGAAACGCUGCAUGGCCACAAAUUCCAAACCGGAUUCGGUGGCAAAGGCGCCAAUCAGUGCGUCGCCGCUGCCCGAUUGGGUUCGCACACAGCACUCAUUGCCAAACUGGGCGAUGAUAGCUUUGGGCAGGACUAUCUGCGCCAGCUACGCGCCGAGUACGUUAACGUGGAGCAUGUGCAGCCGCUGCCAAACCAAACGACGGGCAUUGCCCAAAUCGCUGUUUCCGACGAAGGCGAGAAUAACAUAAUCAUUGUCGUUGGUGCCAACAAUGCACUCAACGCCAGUGAUGUCACAGCUGCAGCCCAGUUCUUUGACCAAGCCAAGGUGCUUGUCUGCCAGCUGGAAACGCCCAUUGAAGCGACACUUCAUGCUUUGCGUCAAUUCAAGGGCAUUUCCAUAGUGAAUGCGGCACCAGCACUGGAGGAGACGCCAGGGGAACUGCUCCAACUGUCGACCAUUCUAUGUGUCAACGAAACCGAGGCGGCACUCAUGACCGGCAUGCAGAGCAUCAACAGCGUCGGAGAGGCAAAUGCGGCAGUAGAACGCCUCAUCGAAAUGGGCGCCAAUGGGGUGAUCAUAACGCUGGGAAAACUGGGCGCAGUCUGUGGCACAAAGCAGACGCAAUGCGAGCAUGUGCCAGCGCCACAUGUGCCGCCCGAGAAGGUUGUGGAUACGACGGGCGCCGGCGAUGCCUUCAUUGGCGCCUUGGCCCACAACCUGGCCCGCUAUCCCAAAGAAGCGCUCACCGUUCACAUUGCAGCCGCCUGUCAAGUGGCCUCCAAGUCGGUGCAGCUGCCGGGCACACAGGCCAGCUUUCCAUUUGGGGGAGAUCUUUGAGUACCCUUCUAUUAUACACUUGCAACGGUGACAACCAUCACUUAUGAAAAAAAAAUAAAUUGAAAAAAUUAAAAGGUUAAA